Messenger RNA from Micropterus dolomieu (smallmouth bass), 804 nucleotides. RefSeq names its product family with sequence similarity 78 member Bb (gene fam78bb). NCBI's taxonomy places the organism in Eukaryota, Metazoa, Chordata, Actinopteri, Centrarchiformes, Centrarchidae. The transcript has 2 exons. The record is from RefSeq and is a predicted model, not a curated record. The coding region runs from base 16 to 804 and encodes 262 amino acids.
UUUACCUGCACAGCCAUGGGCUGCAUACAGAGCAUAGCCUGUAACAAGUCACGCAUCAAACGAGAGAACAUCGUGGUGUACGACCUGACCGCCACCAUAGACCACUGCCCGACUGUCAUUGAGGAGAACUCGCCCAUAGUGCUUCGCUACAAGACGCCCUAUUUUAAAGCCUCGGCGCGGGUUGUGAUGCCCCCUAUUCCGCGCAAUGAGACCUGGGUGGUGGGCUGGAUCCAGGCGUGCACCCAGAUGGAAUUUUACAACACCUAUGGAGACGUUGGCAUGUCGAGCUGGGAGCUGCCUCAGCUACGAGAAGGCCUGGUGAGGGCCAUCAGCGACUCUGACGGUGUGAGCUACCCCUGGUAUGGAAACACAACAGAGACUGUCACCAUAGUGGGCCCCACCUCCAAGCCAUCCCGCUUCAUCGUUAGCAUGAAUGACAAUUUUUACCCCAGCGUCACCUGGGCUGUGCCGGUCAGUGAAUCCAACACUCCCUUACUGACUAACAUCAAAAGGGAUCAGAGCUUCACCACGUGGCUGGUGGCACUCAACACCACGUCUAGGGAAAAGAUCCUGCUCCACACCAUCAAGUGGAGGAUGAGGGUCGAUAUUGCAGUGGAUCCGUCCCUGCCUCUGGGCUCCAGGGCCAGGCUGGUAGGCCGUGUGCACCAGGACCAGCCGCGGGUGCUGUCCCGCAUGGAGCCCAUCCCUCAUAACGCCAUUGGGAGGCCCAACGCCAACGACGCCCAGGUUCUGAUGUGGAGGCCGAGGAGAGGGCCUCCGCUUGUUGUCAUACCGCCCAAGUAG